UCACUGCACAACAACCCAAGCUCUCCAACUCCUACCUACUCUACUCACCCUCCUGCAUAGAACAACACCACUCCCCCAAAUCCCACCCCCCCGUUCCUGCACUUACACAUAACUUAUCCUCUCCUUAACUCCUUCACGCUUUCUCUCUAUAUACAGUCAUGGGAGGCCCAGGCUCAAUGUCCUCCGACACCUCGGGUCGUCCCAUCCCACCGCGCUCCGCCUCACCCUCGCAACGGCAAGCAACGGCCCGCCUCGGAUCUCCCGUGCUCGGCUCCGCGUUUCCCUCGCAGCUCCAGGGCGGCUCCGGCACCGGCACGCCGAUCCAAGGAACCGGCCAGAGCUCCCGCGAUCUCCUCUCGCAGUUCAACAACUUCGGGACACCUCCCCGGUUCGGAACACCGCCACGGUUCGCGACUCCGUCGAUUUCAAUCGGGGGCGGCCACGGCGCGCCUGGGGAUAGCAGACCGACUAGUAUACACUACGGCUCGUUCGAUUCGCGACAGCCCAUCGAGGACCCCGAGAUCGUGCGCCGCCACUUGGUCACAGAUGAUGAUGCGGCGUCCGGACGUGGUGAUGGCGACGGCUCGGAUGAGGAGUUCUCGUCAUUGCAGCUCCUGGGCGGUGAUAUUACACGCCCAAUAUAUCGCUAUGUGGAUCAGACGGCCGAGGGCGCGCGUCGGGGGCGCUCCAUGAGCUUUCACUUGCCGCGGCCUGAGCCAGAGCACGAGACCGAGGAUAUCAAUCAUAUCAAAUCGAUUGGUGGGUUCCGGAGGGACUUUCUGAGGAGGACGCAGGGCCCUCCGACGAAUGAAGGGUUCAGACCGGAGGGAAGUGGGUUCUUUACCAGGAAUUUCAUCGAGUUUUUGACUCUGCAUGGACAUUUCGCCGGUGAGGAUCUAGAGGACGAUGAAGGGUGGGAGCCGGUGGACGAGGAGGACGCUACUCCCGAGGAGACCGAAUCUCAGCCGUUGAUGGGUAGUAGAAGGAUGAGUCUUGUGAGGAGGCCGAGCAAGAUUGCGACCGGAACGGCGGGGAGUGGGAAGGCGAUACUGUUGUUGCUCAAGAGUUUCGUCGGAACUGGUGUGUUGUUCUUGCCGAAGGCAUAUCUGAACGGUGGCAUGUUGUUCUCGAAUCUUGUGCUGCUGUUCGUCAGCGCGUUGAGCUAUUACUGCUUUGUGCUGCUGGUUAGGACCAGGUUGAGGGUUGUAGGAAGUUUUGGAGAUAUCGGCGGCCAACUAUAUGGGCCGAAGAUGCGGUCUUUGAUUCUCACUUCGAUCGUUGUCUCUCAGAUCGGUUUCGCGGCGGCAUACAUUGUCUUCACAUCUGAAAACUUGCAGGCGUUUAUCCUUGCGGUAACACAUGGCGAGAAGCUUAUCAGCGUCAAAUGGCUGAUUUUGAUGCAACUCAUCAUCUUCCUACCAUUCUCGAUGAUCCGUGACAUGGCCAAAUUGGGUGGUACAGCACUGAUCGCCGACUUGUUCAUCAUGCUCGGACUCGUUUACCUUUAUUACUUUGACAUCUUCACGCUAUCGACUAAGGGCGUCGCAGAUAUCGUCGCCUUCAAUCCCUCAAGCUGGACCCUCUUCAUCGGCACCGCAAUCUUCACCUUCGAGGGAAUUGGUCUCAUCAUCCCCAUCCAGGAAACCAUGAAGCACCCCGAGAAGUUCCCCAAGAUUCUUGGUGGAGUAAUGGUCAUCAUCACAGCCAUCUUCGUAUCAAUGGGCGCCAUGUGCUAUGCCGCCUACGGUUCCGACACCAAGACGGUUGUGAUCCUGAACCUCCCGCAAGACAGCAAAUUCGUCAACGCCGUCCAAUUCCUUUACUCGCUCGCCAUCCUCCUUUCCACGCCGCUGCAGCUCUUCCCUGCCAUCCGCAUCAUGGAAACCGGCAUCUUCCCCAAGAGUGGAAAAUACAACCUGAAGGUGAAAUGGACUAAGAACUUCUUCCGCUUCGGAGUAGUCAUGGCCACUGCGCUCAUCGCCUGGGGCGGCGCCGACGACCUCGACAAGUUCGUCGCCAUCAUCGGAUCCUUCGCGUGCAUCCCGCUCGUCUACAUCUACCCCCCGCUGCUGCACAUGCGCGCCUACCCCGGACGUGGCUGGUUGAGCAAGGUCAUCGAGGGUGGACUGUGUGUCUUCGGUGGUGCCGUCAUGAUCUACACUACCGCGCUCACGGCGUGGCAGUGGAGUGAUCCUAGCCAAUAGAGACACACCUCUCACCCACCCAACCCCGGUUACGAUCAAGAUACGAUGUAGAUACCUAUUUUUUCUAUUUGGCAGCGUUGUGUUUCUGUUUCUGUUAUGUUUUGCGUUUAGUGUUCUGUGCGUGCGUGUUUUACUUUUACUGUUUGUAUGUGUUUGUGAGAAUUCGCUGCGAGAGAUCAGACUGGACUGGACUGGACUGGAUUACUAUGGAGGGGGAUGCAUUGUGAAUGUUGGCUUUAUAGGGGUUUAGAAGUUUAGUUUUGGCUUGUUUUUUUCUCUUGUUUUAUUUGCUUGCUUGUGUUUGCUUGUGUCAUUUGCCUGCGGGGUUCGUCCUCUUGGUACCAAGUAUCGGUGUGAUGGAGUGGAAAUGGUGGAUGGACUAUACUAUAUAAAGAUUCAAGAUCGGAUUUAUCUUAACAGGCGUGCAGGUAGA
This is a messenger RNA of Tricharina praecox, 2637 nucleotides long. RefSeq names its product transmembrane amino acid transporter protein-domain-containing protein. NCBI's taxonomy places the organism in Eukaryota, Fungi, Ascomycota, Pezizomycetes, Pezizales, Pyronemataceae. Gene Ontology annotation, biological process: amino acid transmembrane transport. The record is from RefSeq and is a predicted model, not a curated record. Gene Ontology annotation, molecular function: amino acid transmembrane transporter activity. The coding region runs from base 159 to 2204 and encodes 681 amino acids. The transcript has 3 exons.